AUGGCAAAAAAGAAGAAAGCCAACAAGGUGGAAUUGGAAUCAAAGUAUGCAGCUGCACAAGAAGAACAUUCAGACAUGAAAACAAUGAUGGGUGCGGCUCGUGGUAUGAUUCAGCGUCUUGUGCUGCAAGAGGGAAACAAGGAGGAACUAGACAAGAUUGAAGCCAGCAUUGCUAAGGCCAAGUUAGCCCAUACUGAACUCCAAGAUGAUUCUGUGUUCUUGGAUGCAAUGACACCAGAAAGUAGGAAAGCUUACACAGAUCAUUUGGAGGAUCGGAUCAAUGCAAACAUGGCGCUUGUAAAGAAAUCUCGGAAGAAGCCUUGUUCAGUGAUGCUGCAAGUGAUAGUGAUAGUGAUGAUAGUAUUUAGUAGUGAACAAAGGGUUUCUAUUCUGUCAUAUAUGCAUGACCAUGCUUGUUGGUACGCAUGCCAGUUUGCAUUGAUCGCAACUCUGAGUUCCAUAGAGAUAGAUGCAGAGGCUUGUUCUCUUGGCUCCCUACUUCCAUAG
Messenger RNA from Cylindrotheca closterium, 507 nucleotides. NCBI's taxonomy places the organism in Eukaryota, Bacillariophyta, Bacillariophyceae, Bacillariales, Bacillariaceae. The record is from the annotation of a GenBank genome assembly.